This is a messenger RNA of Tremella mesenterica DSM 1558, 856 nucleotides long. RefSeq lists its product as uncharacterized. Gene Ontology annotation, cellular component: nucleus. Gene Ontology annotation, biological process: mRNA export from nucleus. NCBI's taxonomy places the organism in Eukaryota, Fungi, Basidiomycota, Tremellomycetes, Tremellales, Tremellaceae. The transcript has 6 exons. Gene Ontology annotation, molecular function: mRNA binding. The coding region runs from base 143 to 748 and encodes 201 amino acids. The record is from RefSeq and is a predicted model, not a curated record.
ACCUCAGUCGUCAAUCCAACCUUCGACAUCAUCUCCCCGUAGUAUCUUUCUCAACAAACUCAAGUUCAUUCUAUCCACACAUCAAGCAACCUUUCUUUCUCUUGAUUCAUCAGUUUCUUGUCACCUAGUUUGAUCCUUCAACAUGUCGUCUAUGGACAUUGACCAGCCUCUCGAAGACAUCAUAAAAGCCAAAGGUCGUACCAAGAAAGGCAAGACUGGUGGUAAACUUCAAUCUCGUGGGAAUGUUCAACCUCGAGCUCGUCAUCCCGCACCCGCAAAAGCGACUCCUGUCCCAAAGGCGAGACCUGUGGGUGCGGAGGCAUCAAAGAUUAUCAUCAGCAACUUGCCCGGUGAUGUCAACGAAGCUGCUGUCAGGGAUCUGAUGCAAUCCACGGUGGGACCGGUCAAAAGUGUUCAGUUGCAUUACACCUCUGCGGGUAAAAGUACUGGUGUUGCCACCGUCCUCUUCCGUAACAAGGGCGAUGGAAACAAGGCUCACGCUGCAUACCACAACAGAAUGGUCGAUAAUCAACGCCCAAUGAAAGUCGAACUCGCUUUCGACCCGAGUCAACUUCAAUCGCUGGCUAGUCGAGUGGCUCCUGCCCCCGCUCCGCGUAACGCUCCACGCAACUCGGGUUCUUCUCGCCCAAGUGGACGUGGUCGUCCUCGCCAGACCCGACCUGCUAGGAAGACCGCAGACGAAUUGGACGCCGAGAUGAGCGCUUAUAAGGAAAACAACGCUGCUUAGGGGGUUGGUAGCAGAAAUGUGGUAUAGUAUGUGAGGACGUCGUCGAUCGUUUGCCAAAUACCCAGACGUUUAAACCUUAUGUUCAUGCAAGUCGUUGUCGGUUCGUCU